Molecule: messenger RNA, 1365 nt
Organism: Quercus robur (English oak)
Lineage: Eukaryota; Viridiplantae; Streptophyta; Magnoliopsida; Fagales; Fagaceae
Exons: 6
Coding region: 315-1085 (256 amino acids)
Source: RefSeq, a predicted model, not a curated record
GUAAUUCUUCUCUGUUUCUUUUCUCCAUCUCUUCUUGUUUCCAAACAUACAUUAGGGAAGCGUUUUCCUUUAUUUUCUUUUCCCUCUUGUCAUUUCUUUUCCUUUCUUUUCCCUCUGUUGCAGCCAAACAAAGUGUAAAACAAGGAAUGUGUUAAGGGAAGGUGAGAUAAGUCCAUGAUCAGUCAGUCACCUUUCCCGAGAGACAAACCCGAGGCUCUGUAAUCAAAUCUGUAUCAAAAACCAAAACUUUUAUCUCUUAUAUUCUCAUUUCUCAUUCCUCAUAUUGCUCUGCGAAUUGGAUUACUUGCUUCGUGAUGAUCCCACUACUGCGCUUUACUUCUUCAACCACUCCUCUCUUACCAAUAAUACCCACUACUCCCUUCUUACCUUCCCUAUCCAAACUCUCUCACAAAAACCAUAACCAGCUGAUGAAGAAGAAGAUGGGUAAGAAGUUGAGGUCGUGUAGAGCUGAGUUCGCAAACGACGCGCCGUUCGCCGCCGCAAUCGGUGCUUGUAUGCUCACUUCACUGCUUCUUCCGGUAACCGACGGUGACGAUACGGAGGAUAGUGAUAACAACGACUCGGCGUUUGGUUUGUCCGAUGCCAGGUUCUCGGUUAUGGGGAUCAUAAGCUUUAUCCCUUACUUUAAUUGGCUGAGUUGGGUGUUUGCUUGGCUUGACACUGGGAAGAAGCGUUAUGCGGUAUAUUCACUUGUGUACUUGGCACCAUAUAUAAGGUCAAAUAUGUCGCUGUCGCUAGAGGAGAGCUGGCUGCCAAUUGCUAGCAUUGUAUUAGGCAUAGUUCACAUUCAGCUGGAAGCAAGCAUAAAAAAUGGAGAUAUUCAGGGAUUUAAUAUUUUUAGCAAUGCUGUAAACCAGUUUUCAUCAAUGACUAGUCAGCAAGAUCAUUCAAAGGGGCACGAAGGAAUUUCUGAGGAGGGAAGGAAAGCAGAGAACGUUAAUCUGCCACCUGCUGAAGAAGAAUUAAGAAAUGAGAUUCCGAGGUGGGAGGUUCCCAAAAAGCCCUCAGGUGAUCAGGAACACUCGAAUGAAGAUGGCUAUGAUGAUGAGGAGAGAAAACACUAACAAGUCAGCAUCCAAGCAUUUAGAUAUAAAUUUUGAUAACAAUAUAUGGCUUGCAGCCACUUUACUGUUUAAAUGAAAUAUGAAUGACAUUGAUGGCAUCUUGAAGUUCUUUGAAUUCACAUUAACUACAAGAUCACAGUGCAGGCUUAGUGCCGGUGAGAGAGACCUUGCCCUUCUGAUUCCUUCCAUUGGAGAACCUGAAUAGGGUUCAAGGGCUUGGUUCAUUAUUUAUUAACUGAAUUUAUGUAAUAUUAUGUUGCAGCAACAUUUUAUUGGUUUA